Molecule: messenger RNA, 1923 nt
Organism: Populus trichocarpa (black cottonwood)
Lineage: Eukaryota; Viridiplantae; Streptophyta; Magnoliopsida; Malpighiales; Salicaceae
Product: ethylene-responsive transcription factor-like protein At4g13040
Exons: 7
Coding region: 839-1537 (232 amino acids)
Biological process (GO): regulation of DNA-templated transcription
Molecular function (GO): DNA-binding transcription factor activity; DNA binding
Source: RefSeq, a predicted model, not a curated record
UAUGACCUUAUCUCUUGACUACACGGCUGAGUGGGUGGUCUUUGGUGUUUUGCUUUAGCUCUUCAAGUUACAUGGAUGGUGGAUUUUCUUUCUUGGUCAUAGGAUGGGCAUUUAACAUUAAUGGGCCUAAAAAGAGUUGGGCUUUUGUGGGUUUCUCUUUGAUUUUUGUGGUGGUGGUGGUGUUGUUGUCAUGGGGUUUUAUUUUAUCCCCUGUUGGUAUUCCUCCAUGAAAGGUGGUAGGUUUUUGGAGUUGACUUACAGAGAUAAUUGCAAGUUCUUCCCUACAAAGUCUUUGGGCGUCUUUGUUGGUUUCUCCUCCACACUAAACUCCUAAUCCCGUUUUAUUAUGAUUAGUGGUCUGGGUUUCUCUUUGUCAAUUUUUUUUUUUUAACAUGACUAGGCUUUUUUGUGUCACCCUGUCUCCUUUUUCAAGAUUUGAUUCUCUUAUUGUUAAAGAAUUCUUGAACUAGAAGUCUGUACUGGUUUUUUUCACUUUUUAUCAUGGAUUAUGGGGAUGGAUUUUGUUUUAUAAGCACAUGAGUGACAAAAUUGUUUCUUUGGGUCACCAUGAUUGAACUGCUUCUGUUUUAGCUACACAUGGCACAUGGGAUUUAGCUAAUCUGUAACGGGAAUUUCGUUAUCUUUUCAUUAAUGCUGUUCUGUUGUGGUGUGACCGUACAUGUGUUUUGUUGCUUUAGCUGGGAACUGGAACUUGCUAGCUAACGGCUUAGUUAUGGAUGGAUAAAGAUUGGCCUUUUUUUCUGAUCCAAGGAGAAGGUGAUAAAUGCUAAAGGCCAUCUUCCUUACCUGUGCAUUGAUACAAAGAUUUUAAUCUACCAUGGUUAGCUUACGGAGGCGUAAACUCUUGGGACUUUGUGCUGGAAGAAGUUCUUUCCUGACUCCACUUCCUCGAUUUUUUGACAACGGAACUGCUCCUGUAGGUUCCACUCAGAAUGGCAGGUCUGUCAGUGUGCAUCCUCUGCCAUCAGAUGAUGCCAACCAGCCAGAGGAGAAAACCAUUGCAAAAGUGGGAGCUGGCUCUUCAAAUGUUUCGGCUUCUAGCUCGUCAAAAGAGCAGCGAUCUCAAGCAUAUCCAGAGCAACCAGUUAAACGCAGAAAGAGACACAGGAGGAAACAUGUUCAGAACCAGGAACCAUGCCUGAUGAGAGGCGUCUAUUUUAAAAAUAUGAAAUGGCAGGCAGCAAUUAAAGUUGACAAGAAGCAGAUUCACCUAGGGACUGUUGGUUCUCAAGAAGAGGCUGCUCGUUUGUAUGACAGGGCUGCUUUCAUGUGCGGGAGGGAGCCCAAUUUUGAGCUCUCAGAGGAGGAAAAGCAAGAACUUAGGAAAUUCAAGUGGGAUGAAUUUUUGGCAAUCACUCGCAGUGCAAUUAACAAUAAAAAACACAAGAGAAGGAUCGGGGCAGGUUUGCAGAAGAGAUCAGAGACCACAUUGCAGGAUGGUGACUGGGAUGCCAAGGACGGACUCAAUGGCUUUUCAGCUUCAGAAGAUGUGGAACCAGACUCAUCAGCCUCUUGAAUAUUCUAGUUUCAGAACGAGACUGUCAAUCCCAUUCUAACAGUUUAGCUCUCCCUCAUCGGCCGCCUCUGUUUUUUUCUUAUGCGCACAAGCCCCUAUUAGGGCUUAUGAUGGUAAACUUCAUCUUCCAGUAAGCAUAUAUUUACAAAUUUAACUCAAUAAGGAGACAGAGAGUGCAGUAUUUACAUGCACUGUUGCUAAUGACACUACCAUCACUUGGAGAGCUAUUAAAUACACGGAAAGUUCCCUUUUUGGUCCGGUGAUUGUUCCUCCCAACUCAGAAGCUGGAAGCUGCAGAAUGCUUGAAACUUGGCUUCUAGAAGAAAAAUUCCCUUGUAUGAUAAUGAAAAUGAUCUCUGCAGUUAAUGUUAAUACUGUUUUUGCUA